Molecule: messenger RNA, 483 nt
Organism: Cladophialophora psammophila CBS 110553
Lineage: Eukaryota; Fungi; Ascomycota; Eurotiomycetes; Chaetothyriales; Herpotrichiellaceae
Exons: 2
Coding region: 1-483 (160 amino acids)
Cellular component (GO): nucleolus
Source: RefSeq, a predicted model, not a curated record
AUGGCUCCGAGUGAUUAUACCUCGGCGGGCUCUGGCAAACUCAAACUGAAGGGCGUGAAGGAUUCUAAGGUCGACAAGAAGAAAAAGAAGAAAUCUUCCUCCAAGGCUAGGGACAAUGAAAACUCUACGAAAAGUCAGACGAUGGAUGGAGGCGCCGACGAUCUCGAAGAUCGGUCAGUCAUGUUGAGAAAAUUAGAGGAGGAAGAUCAAAAGAUUGCGAGUGAAUCAGAGAAGGAGGUGCAGAGACGAAAAGUCGAUUCAGCUGGACGCACAGAUGAUGGUGCAGAACUGGAUGAGGAAGAUGAGGGGGGAAUUACUAAGACAGAAGCAGAGAGGCGGUAUGAGGAGCAGAGACGGAGAAGGCUCGAAGAACGUCUCAAACGAGAAGGUGUCAAAACGCACAAGGAGCGGGUUGAGGAGUUGAAUCGCUACCUCAGUAGUCUGAGCGAGCAUCAUGACAUGCCCCGAAUUGGACCCGGAUAA